Molecule: messenger RNA, 2310 nt
Organism: Morchella importuna
Lineage: Eukaryota; Fungi; Ascomycota; Pezizomycetes; Pezizales; Morchellaceae
Exons: 3
Coding region: 1-2310 (769 amino acids)
Biological process (GO): L-leucine biosynthetic process
Cellular component (GO): 3-isopropylmalate dehydratase complex
Molecular function (GO): 3-isopropylmalate dehydratase activity; 4 iron, 4 sulfur cluster binding
Source: RefSeq, a predicted model, not a curated record
AUGCCAUCAAUCAAAGAGAAAUCACCGUCAACUUUGUAUGAUAAGAUCUAUGCCGACCAUCUGAUUGAUGGCCAGACGAUCUACAUAGACAGACAUCUAGUCCAUGAAGUCACCUCACCGCAAGCCUUCGAGGGCCUCCGAAAUGCUGGUCGAUCUGUGAGACGACCAGAUUGCACUCUUGCCACUGUAGACCACAACAUUCCUACAUCGUCCCGCGCAAACUAUAAAAAUGCCAAAACCUUCAUUGAAGAGACUGACUCUCGCCUUCAAUGUCUUACCCUGGAAGAAAACGUUGAAGCUUUUGGCCUCACCUACUUCGGACUUGGUGAUAAACGUCAAGGGAUUGUGCACAUAGUUGGCCCUGAGCAAGGGUUUACUCUGCCUGGAACUACCGUCGUCUGUGGCGAUUCUCACACCUCCACACAUGGUGCCUUCGGUGCUCUCGCCUUUGGAAUCGGUACAUCCGAAGUCGAGCAUGUUCUUGCUACUCAGACCCUCAUCAGCAAGAAGAGUAAGAACAUGAAGGUACAGGUCGAUGGUCCCCUCCUACCCGGCGUCACAAGCAAGGAUGUCAUUCUUCAUAUCAUUGGGAAGAUUGGUACUGCUGGUGGCACUGGAAGCGUCAUCGAAUUUUGCGGUUCAACGUUUAGGUCAUUGAGCAUGGAAGCUAGGAUGUCAGUGUGUAACAUGUCUAUUGAAGGUGGCGCUAGGGCUGGUCUAAUUGCGCCGGAUGAUGUCACUUUCGAAUACCUGAAGGGAAAGCCCUUGGCACCAAAAUACGAUUCGGCAGAAUGGCACAGAGCCCUCAAAUAUUGGCGUACCCUAAAGUCAGAUCCUGACGCAAUUUGGGAUACAGAGGUUUAUAUUGAUUCUAAAGAUAUCAUCCCUACUGUUUCAUGGGGUACCUCUCCUCAAGAUGUAGUACCAAUCACUGGAGCGGUCCCCGACCCCAAGGACUUUACGGACCCGGUGAAGAAGGCUGGUGUGGAGCGUGCUCUUGAGUACAUGGGUCUCGAAGCAGGUACACUUAUGCAAGAUAUUGUGGUCGACAAAGUCUUCAUUGGCUCGUGCACAAACUCCCGUAUUGAGGAUAUUCGGGCUGCCGCCAAGAUAGUUAAAGGAAGGAAGAUUGCCUCUAACAUCAUGAGAGCUAUGGUAGUCCCUGGGUCUGGUCUCAUCAAAAAACAGGCAGAAAGGGAGGGUCUAGACCAGAUCUUCAUCGAUGCCGGCUUUGAGUGGAGGGAGGCAGGAUGCUCUAUGUGCUUGGGAAUGAACCCCGAUGUUUUGUCUCCCCAGGAACGUUGCGCGAGUACUAGUAACCGUAACUUCGAAGGAAGGCAGGGUGCCGGUGGACGUACCCAUCUCAUGUCGCCAGCCAUGGCUGCCGCCGCCGCCAUUUCUGGAAAGCUAGCAGACGUGAGGAAGUACGCCCCAGGCGGCGAGGAGCCCGAAAAGGAGCAGGGCUCGCCCAAGGUUGCAGUGCAAGCGGAGAACGAGGAUCCUGUCACUGAAGAAGAUCUCGACAGGAUUGACGACAUCCCCAUAGAUCAAGAGGCUACGAAUGCAUCAACACCCAGUAUGGAGACUCUCGGACUACCAAAGUUUGAGGUCCUCAAGGGCAUUGCUGCCCCAAUGCCAAUCGCAAAUGUCGAUACCGAUGCGAUUAUACCUAAGCAAUUUCUCAAAACUAUCAAGAGAACUGGUUUGGGUACAGCGUUAUUCUGGCAGCUCCGAUACAACCCCGAUGGGUCUGAAAACCCAGAUUUUGUCCUCAACAAAGAGCCUUACAGGAGAUCCAAGAUUCUUGUCGUCACGGGUCCCAAUUUUGGAUGCGGUUCCAGCAGAGAACAUGCCCCGUGGGCUUUGCUCGAUUUCGGCAUUAAGUGUAUCAUCGCUCCAUCAUUUGCUGACAUUUUUUACAAUAAUACCUUUAAGAACGGCAUGCUGCCCAUCGCCAUCGAGGAUCCUGAGGCCCUUGGACGUAUUGCGAAAGAGGCCAACGGUGGGAAGGAAAUCGAGGUUAAUUUGGUAAACCAAACUGUUCGUGGCGCCGAUGGUAAUGAGCUUGCCAUCUUUGAAAUUGAUGAGUUCCGAAAACACUGUCUGGUCAAUGGGUUGGAUGACAUUGGUUUGACGUUGCAAUUGGAUGCAAAAAUUACUGAGUUUGAAAAGAAAAGAUCCCUGGAGUGGUCGUGGUUGGAUGGAAGCGGGUAUUUGGCUAAGGGGAAGAGGAAUGGGCCUGUUAAGAUCCCUGCAGCCAAGGUGCCGAGCACUAACAGGGGUGAAGAGAAGGAAAUCACUGAUUGGUAG